Molecule: messenger RNA, 1257 nt
Organism: Sinocyclocheilus rhinocerous
Lineage: Eukaryota; Metazoa; Chordata; Actinopteri; Cypriniformes; Cyprinidae
Product: gastrula zinc finger protein XlCGF52.1-like
Exons: 3
Coding region: 1-1257 (418 amino acids)
Biological process (GO): regulation of transcription by RNA polymerase II
Molecular function (GO): DNA-binding transcription factor activity; RNA polymerase II cis-regulatory region sequence-specific DNA binding
Source: RefSeq, a predicted model, not a curated record
AUGAGAGAUCCAGAACCCUGCAGAAUCAAACACACUGAAGACACUGAAGAACUAACAGAGCUGAUGGAAGAGAGCGAGGAGAGAGAAGAACUGAGUGAAGUGGAGGAGAAACAUCACGACGAACCUGGAGAAAAACCUUCGAGUCGCUCGAAGACUAAAAAGACAUUUUUAAAGAAAAGAAAAGCCGAUAAAUCUUUCACCUGCACUCAGUGUGGGAAGAGUUUCCCAUACAAGCAAAGUCUUGAGCGUCACAUGAAAAUCCACACUGGAGAAAAGCCUUUUACAUGUGAACAGUGCGGGAAGAGUUUCUCACAAUCAGCACAUCUUAAAGUACACAUGAAAAUCCACACUGGAGAAAAGCCACACGCGUGUGAUCAGUGCGGGAAGAGUUUCACAUACAAACAUCAUCUUAAUGAUCACAUGAGGACCCACACCGGAGAGAAGCCGUUCAUGUGCGGUCAGUGUGAAAAGAGAUUCUCAAACAAACAAAGUCUUGAGGGUCACAAGAGUGUUCACACUGGAGUGAAGCUGUUCAUAUGUGGCCAAUGUGAAAAGAGCUUCACGCAAUCAGCAACUCUUAAACGACACAUGAGAGUUCACACUGGAGAGAAGCCACACGCGUGUGAUCAGUGUGGGAAGAGUUUCACAUACAAACAUCAUCUUAAUGAUCACAUGAGAGUUCACACAGGAGAGAAGCCAUUCAAGUGUGAUCAGUGCGAGAAGAGUUUCACAUACAGACACAAUCUUGCUGAUCACAUGAGGAUCCACACUGGAGAGAAGCCAUAUGCAUGUGAUCAGUGCGGCAAAACAUUUCUUCGGUCAUCAGACCUGAAGGCACACUUGACGGUUCAUACGCAGGAGAAGCCACAUUCAUGUUCUGAUUGUGGAAAGUGUUUUUCACUGCUGCGGAGAUUACAUAGACAUGAGAAAAUUCACACUGAUGUGAGAGAGUACAUGUGCUUUGAGUGUGACAAGACUUUUAUUUCAGCGAACUGUUUAAAACAGCACGAGAGGAUCCACACUGGAGAGAAACCUCACAAGUGUUCACACUGUGACAAGACAUUCAGUCGGUCAGGAGAUCUGAAAAAACAUGAGAAGAUCCACAGCAGAGAGAAACCGCACACGUGUGAUCAGUGCGGGAAGAGUUUCGCUUUUAAAAGUCACCUGAAGCUACACAUGAAGAUCCAUUCAGUGGAGAAACCACACAGUGAUGUUCACAAGUCUUUAUCGCUGGAGUCCGAGUCAAGUCUCGAGUGA